Messenger RNA from Rhea pennata, 6514 nucleotides. RefSeq names its product solute carrier family 12 member 2 (gene SLC12A2). Gene Ontology annotation, biological process: chloride ion homeostasis; chloride transmembrane transport; cell volume homeostasis. Gene Ontology annotation, molecular function: sodium:potassium:chloride symporter activity; ammonium channel activity. Bases 179 to 3670 code for a protein of 1163 amino acids. NCBI's taxonomy places the organism in Eukaryota, Metazoa, Chordata, Aves, Rheiformes, Rheidae. The transcript has 27 exons. Gene Ontology annotation, cellular component: apical plasma membrane. The record is from RefSeq and is a predicted model, not a curated record.
GGAGGGCGGAGGAGCGGCGGCGGCACCGGCAGCAUCAUCACCUGGCGCUGCGGCGGGGCGGGGCGCGGCGCGCGCGGCGCCUUGCGUUGUCUCUGGUGCGGGGCAGCCCCGGGCGCUGGGUGGCGGUUUAAAGCAGCGGAGCCGCCGCCGGUUGCGUUCGGCCGCCUGAGGAGGAGACAUGGAGGGGAAGCAACAGCAGCCGCCGCCGCCGUCCGGCUCCGCGGAGCAGAAGGCGGCCGCCGUGCCGGGGGCUGUGGGUGAGGACAAGGAUGCCGCGGCGGGCGGCGCGGGGCUGGCGGCAGCAGUGGGCGACGCGCUGGGCAGACCGCUGGGUCCCACGCCGAGCCAGAGCCGCUUCCAGGUGGACCUGGUCGCCGAGGGCUCCGGCCGCCCGCCGGAGGCGCCCCCGAAGGCGGGCGAGGAAGGCGGCGUGGCGGGGAAGGGCAGCGAGGAAGCCAAGGGCCGGUUUCGGGUGAACUUCGUGGACCCGUCGGCCGGCGACGAGAGCCCCGGCGAGCCCGGCGGCGGCAGCUCGGAGGGCGGCAAUGUCAGCUUCCAAAACGGCGGCGACACGGUGCUCAGCGAGGGCAGCCUUCACUCCGGCGGGCACCACCACUACUACUACGAUACCCACACCAACACCUACUACCUGCGCACCUUCGGCCACAACACCAUGGACGCUGUGCCCCGCAUAGACCACUACCGCCACACGGCCGCCGACCUGGGCGAGAAGCUCAUCCGGCCUAGCCUGGCCGAGCUGCACGAUGAGCUGGACAAGGAGCCUUUUGAAGAUGGCUAUGCAAAUGGAGAGGAAGGAACGCCAGCUGGGGAGGCAACUGUCACUUACACUCCAGAUAGCAAAGGGGUAGUCAAGUUUGGCUGGAUAAAAGGUGUAUUGGUACGAUGUAUGUUAAAUAUUUGGGGUGUGAUGCUCUUCAUCAGACUAUCAUGGAUUGUAGGACAAGCUGGGAUAGGUUUGUCCGUCCUAGUUAUUGCUAUGGCCACUGUUGUGACAACUAUUACAGGACUAUCUACUUCAGCAAUAGCUACAAAUGGGUUUGUCAGAGGAGGAGGAGCAUAUUAUUUAAUUUCCAGAAGUUUGGGACCAGAAUUUGGUGGUGCCAUAGGUUUGAUUUUUGCAUUUGCCAAUGCUGUUGCGGUAGCAAUGUAUGUUGUUGGUUUUGCGGAGACGGUGGUGGAGCUGCUCAAGGAAAAUGGAACGAUGAUGAUUGAUGAAAUGAAUGACAUCAGAAUCAUAGGAGCUAUCACAGUAGUUAUACUGCUGGGCAUUUCUGUUGCGGGGAUGGAAUGGGAAGCAAAAGCGCAGAUAGUCUUACUGGUGAUCCUCAUAAUUGCUAUUGGAGACUUUGUCAUAGGAACAUUUAUUCCUUUGGACAGUAAGAAGCCUAAAGGUUUCUUUGGUUACAAAGCUGAAAUAUUUGCAGAGAACUUUGGACCAGAUUUCCGAAAUGAGGAAACAUUCUUUUCUGUAUUUGCUAUUUUCUUCCCUGCUGCCACUGGCAUACUUGCUGGUGCAAAUAUCUCAGGUGAUCUUGCGGAUCCUCAGUCAGCCAUACCUAAAGGAACGCUGUUGGCCAUCUUAAUUACUACAUUGGUUUACAUAGGAAUUGCAGUAUCUGUAGGUUCCUGUGUUGUUCGAGAUGCUACAGGGAACAUCAAUAACACAAUUAUCACUGAGCUGACAAAUUGCACUACUGCAGCUUGCAAAUUAAACUAUGAUUUCUCAUCCUGUCAGACAGAAUGUCACUAUGGGCUGAUGAACAAUUUCCAGGUGAUGAGCAUGGUAUCAGGAUUUGCACCAUUGAUUUCUGCAGGUAUUUUUUCAGCCACCCUUUCUUCUGCAUUAGCAUCUCUUGUGAGUGCACCAAAGAUCUUCCAGGCUUUGUGCAAGGACAACAUUUAUCCAGGUUUUCUGAUGUUUGCUAAAGGCUAUGGGAAGAACAAUGAACCACUGAGAGGAUAUCUUCUAACAUUCUUAAUUGCUCUUGGAUUCAUAUUAAUUGCUGAAUUGAAUGUCAUUGCUCCAAUUAUCUCCAAUUUCUUCUUGGCUUCGUAUGCCUUGAUUAACUUCUCAGUAUUCCAUGCUUCUCUUGCAAAAUCUCCAGGCUGGCGCCCUGCUUUCAAAUACUACAAUAUGUGGAUUUCUCUUGUUGGAGCAAUUUUGUGCUGCAUAGUGAUGUUUGUCAUAAAUUGGUGGGCAGCACUUCUAACAUAUGUCAUAGUCCUUGGACUCUACAUUUAUGUCACUUACAAGAAACCAGAUGUGAAUUGGGGAUCCUCAACACAGGCUCUGACUUACUUGAAUGCACUACAGCAUUCUAUUCGUCUCUCAGGAGUGGAAGAUCAUGUGAAAAACUUUAGACCUCAGUGCUUAAUUAUGACAGGUGCUCCAAACUCACGUCCAGCUUUGCUUCACCUCGUCCACGCUUUCACCAAAAAUGUGGGCUUAAUGAUCUGUGGCCACGUGCAUAUGGGUCCUCGGAGGCAAGCUGUGAAGGAACUGUCAACUGAUUUGGCCAAAUAUCAGCGAUGGCUUAUUAAAAACAAGAUGAAAGCCUUCUAUGCACCAGUGCAUGCAGAGGACUUGAGAGAUGGAGGGCAGUACUUAAUGCAGGCUGCUGGUCUGGGUAGAAUGAGACCUAAUACUCUUGUUGUUGGAUUUAAGAAAAACUGGAGAGAAGCUGACAUGAGAGAUGUUGAAACCUAUAUCAAUUUAUUCCAUGAUGCCUUUGACAUUCAGUAUGGUGUUGUUGUCAUCCGUCUAAAGGAGGGCUUGGAUAUUUCUCACCUUCAGGGACAAGAAGAGCUACUGUCAUCCCAAGAAAAAUCUCCAUGUUCCAAGGAUGUCAUAGUAAAAGUGGAUUAUAGCAAAAAGACCGAGACGGACACUUCUAUAGCUUUUGCUCCGUCAUCCAGUGAAAAAACUCAUGUUCUGCAUAAAGAGGAGGACGAGGAUGGAAAGACUCCAACACAACCACUGUUGAAAAAAGAUCUGAAGAGUACAUCUCCUUUAAACUUGGCUGACCAAAGACUUCUUGACGCUAGUACUCAGUUUCAGAAGAAACAAGGCAAAAGCAAUAUUGAUGUCUGGUGGCUCUUUGAUGAUGGGGGUUUGACACUAUUGAUUCCCUAUCUUCUUACAACGAAGAAAAAGUGGAAAGAUUGCAAGAUCAGAGUGUUCAUUGGUGGAAAAAUAAACAGGAUUGAUCAUGACAGAAGAGCAAUGGCUACUUUGCUCAGUAAAUUUCGGAUAGACUUCUCUGACAUCAUGGUCCUCGGAGAUAUUAAUACUAAGCCAAAGAAAGAAAAUAUUGCAGCUUUUGAAGAAAUGAUAGAGCCAUUCAGACUUCAUGAAGAAGAUAAAGAACAGGAAGCUGCAGAUAAAAUGAAGGAGGAUGAACCUUGGAGGAUAACAGAUAAUGAACUCGAGCUUUACAAAACAAAGACUUAUCGCCAGAUUAGGCUAAAUGAGUUGCUUAAAGAACAUUCAAGUACAGCAAACGUAAUUGUUAUGAGUUUGCCAGUUGCACGAAAAGGUGCUGUUUCUAGUGCACUAUACAUGGCCUGGUUAGAAGCUCUGUCUAAAGAUCUGCCACCAGUUCUUCUUGUUCGUGGGAAUCAUCAGAGUGUUCUUACCUUCUAUUCUUAAGAGUACUGCAAAUGGGACAGCUAUGAUGAAAUGGUACUUCAGUGACCAGAGGAGUGACUGAGAUGUUCUAUAGAUUAUUAACAUCACAAAGGCAAAAAGUGACUCUUCUUUCACUAUUUCACUGACUUGAAAGCACACAAGGAAAGUCACUGUAUUUAUAAAGUUGUGACAUCUUCAGUUUUAUUCUAAAUCUUCUGUAAUUUAAUCUUGCUUAAUGGGGGAGGAUUCCUUGUUAGACUGAAGAACAAGAUGAGCUUUUUCUUUGCUAUUUGAAUAGCAGCAAUAAAAGUGUUUUAUUUUUGAUCAAUGAAAGGAUUAUAGAUUUAUAAAAGCCUUUUAGCCUUGAGGUGCCUUCUGAAAUUAACCAAAUCUCAUCCAUACAUCCUAUUUUGUAAAUUUAUAUAGAAUGUCAAAAUCUGCCUUCAACUAAGAGUUUAGGUCAGACUUCCUUUAGUUUCUAGUCUCUUCCAUAUUACAAUAAAAAUGAAUGCUGCUUUUCAGUCUUCCAUUGAGCUAUUAGUUCUUAGUACUGUAUGUUUUCUAUUGUUGGGAAUGUUUUGGUUUUUGUUUUUUUUUUUAAUAUAUCUGUUAGAUUUAAAAUAAAGGUGAAGAUUGGGGCAGGUCAGCUGGAGUAAGACAAAUUCCUGAUGUUAUUGUCAAGACUGUGUACUACUAAAUUUUGUAAUAGUUAAAAUAAAACUAAUUGUACUAGCUGGGAGGAUCCUUUUCUGAAAUUUGACAUUGUGUAUUUCUUUGGCAUUAGUGUGAGGUACACUGCUAAUAUUAGCUACCUUGGUGAAGGUGUGUCAGUCUUUUGCUCCGUACUCUAACAAGAUACUGGAUUAAUAUUAUAGGCUGAGGCCAUUUUUCUCAUUUAAAAACAGUAAGAAAACAGAGACCUGUCCUAGCUCUUGGCCUUUUACAUUUUGGUAUCACUUACAAUUUAUUUUGAAACAAAACUCAAGUUAAGGCUUGAAUGAAGAAAAUACGAUCGAUGUGAUGCCAUCUAACAGAAAACAGUAAACACUAUGUGGAAUCUUGCUAGGCCAUCCAAUAUUAAAUACAAAAGCUAAAGUUCUCUUGCAUUUUUCAACAGAUAGUUAAAAGGACCACUCGUUACUAGGGGAGAUGUUUUUAGGUCAAUUCAUUCAGUUGUCAGCAAAUACACCUAGUCUUAUUAAAUAAUAACUCAGGUUUGAUCAUCUUGCAAUUUAACUUUAUUCCAUACAUCCUAUUUUAUACAUUUUCUAUGUUUAAUAAAGAAACUGCCAAUUUUAUGUGCCCUUUCAUUGUAUGUUUUGACUAGUACAUAAUUUGUUCUGCUAUAAACACCUACACAAGAAAUUUCACUUAAGCCUAUAUACAAAAGUUAAUAAUGUGAACUAUUUUUAAAAUUCCUGUAUACUUUGGAUAGAAAGGAUUGCCUAAAAACAUUUCACAAGCUUUUGAUAUUAGUAUUGGACCAGUUACUGGCUCAGUUUACCAAUGCUUCAGUGGCUUUCAUUUAAGGAUGCACAGAAAAUGUGUAUUUUUAUGCUAAAUGCAAGAUCAAAUUGAAAUAUUGUAAUACCUUUUGAAGGGCAAAUCAGUUAGUUACUAUGUCACAAGAUAGAGCUGUAAGUUCUUAUGAUACAAGAUAAAAAUAUUCUAUGUAGUACAGUAUGCACUGUGGUUAGAUCAUUGGUAAACUGCAAAAUAAUCUGGUUUUUGGUUUUGCUGCUGGUUUCUAUCAAUUGGAUUUGAAUCUAUUGAAUCAUUUCACUUUUUUUAAAAGAGAAACAAGCCAUUAGGUUUUGCUGCUAAGUGUGAGGUAACUGAUGCCAGCCUGGAGCCAUCUUGUUACGAUAAACAUUGUAAUAGGACAGUUUGCAGUAAAAGCGCUGUUUCUUUGUGGGUGAAGAGGGGAGAGUGGUGGGAAUCAAACUUAACCGUUGUGUCUAUUACAGGUUUUGCAGUGGCUGUUGGGAGUGAGGAUGUCACAUUAUGAAUAUGGAAUCAUUGCCAUUUUUCUCUUUGUUUAGUGAGUUUUGGGGUUUUUUUUUGUUUUGUUUUUUAAAACAGAUGGACAGUAAGGCAUGGACUUAGUGCUGCUAUCUUAAAAAUGUGCACAGGUACACUUAUUUAAAAGGUUUUUUUGCCCAUUCAGGAAACCAUUGCUUGUGAUCUGUAACACAGAAACCAAAUGAAUUGUGUAUACAUGCAUAUAUGUGUAUAAAAUUAUAUAAAAUAUAUCUAAAUAUGCAUAUAGGGAUGGGGAGGGUAAUGUCUGUGAAAUAAUGUAGGAUGCUUUUCACAUAUGCACUCUGAGAAGUCCACUAACGCGAGACACAAGGUCAAGUUUCAAGAUUGAAGUUUUAGUGUAACAAAUAAUGGUAAUUGUUAGCAACAUAUGUCAGUUAGUGGUAGUCACUCCUCCAAUUUCUGCUUUGAUUUUGAUGCCAAAUAGAGUUAUGUUCCAAUCAUUGUUAAUGACUUGAAAAAUGAGAUAUCACUGACACAUGGCAAUUCAUAACUUUUAGAUUAGGUUUCUUUGUAUGGGUUUAGAAAAACAGCAAUAGCUGAAGAAAUCAAUUAUUUAUUUAUUUGUUCACUUAUGUUUGUACUUAGGUUUCCUUUUACAUAUGUUCUUUUUAUAUGCUUUUUCUGAUAUAUUUAAAAAUAACUGAAAAUAAUUUAAAGAUCUGAGCGUUAGUGGGUAAUGAUCCACUGGGUUUGAAGAUGUAAUGUUUGAUACUGUACUGUAACUGUCACACACGGAUGCUUUUCUAAUGUUUUAACGUAACUAUUGCAGUUACUACUUUGUACUGAGUGUCACUGCAAUAAAAGGAAGUGAAUUCAAUACAA